AUAUCUAAUUGAUAGUGUAAUUAUUUCUUCGAGUAAUCGAGAGUUGCUGCGCGCAUUGUGUUCUCCUCUCAAUUCCUGUUUUUGCAGCACAUGGAGGCCAUGUGCGCGCAGGCCUUGCCUGCACACUGCAGCUCAUUAAUAGCGACACAAGGCCAGCGCUUCGUGCCAGGGCCAGCGUCAUGCUCUGGCAGGCAGAGUCUGCCCAGGCCACCCCAGGGGUUGUCCAGGGGGCAGAGUUACGUCACAAAGGGCCGCAGAUCGUGCAGAGCACGGAACAGCAAUGGCAAAAUACCGAUCUUGCAGACAAUCCUCAGCGCAGAAAGCCAGGAUGGGGCACCCCAGGAAAGCCUGGGGGUGGUGGCAGAGGAUGGCUGGAUUGCUCGCACGUUGGCAGCGUUCAGGAAGGAUAGCGCCAAUGCACAGACCCUGCCUGGCCCGAUGGAAGAGAUGAGGAUGGACUGCACUGUGGCGCUGCGCUCGCAACGCAUGCCCACCACGCGCAAUGAGGAGUACCGCUUCACAGACAUAGCCCCCAUCCUGCAGCUGGAACCACAGGUGGCGGCCUCUGCGACUGUGCUGCCAGGCGAGGCGAUUGCAGCGCUGGUGGAGGCGUCUCCCCUUAAGGAGGCUGUGGCAAGGGUGGUGGUCAUUGACGGGGUGGUGGCGCGCCAGCUCAGCGACACAGACCGCUUACCUCAGCAGGGGAAGCAGGCGCGGCUCAGGGGGAGCCCCUUUGCGCUGAUAAACGGCGCCACGGCUGAGGAUGUGCUAUGCAUUGAUGUGCCAGAGGGCGUCUCUGUGGAGGGGCCCAUCCACGUCCUCUACAUCACCUCAGGCGCGAGCAAUGUGGUGGCGCCGCGGCUGCUGUGCACGCUAGGCGCUGAUUCAUCCGCCGAAGUCGUCGAGGAGUUUGUGGGGCCUGCAAAGGGCGCCGAGCCGCACUUCACCAAUGCCGUUGCAGAAAUCAACCUUGCAGAUCGCGCGCAGAUCAAACAUGGGUAUGUGGCGCUGGAGGGACGGCGGGCGCUGCACAUGAAGGGAACUCUGGUGAGACAGGCGGCGCAGAGCAGCUACAAGCUCACGGAGGCGCGCCUGGGCGGCCGGCUGACUCGGCAAGACCUCUUCAUUGAACAGACUGGCGAGGAGACACAGACAGAGAUGGGCAGCUUUUUGCUGUGCGGUGAUGAGCAGCUGCACGACCUGCACUCCAAACUGCGUCUGGAGCACCCGCGCGGCACCGCCAACCAGCUCCACAAGUGCAUUGUGGCGGCCGGGCGCGGCCGCGGCGUAUUUGACGGAGCGGUGAAGGUGGAGCAAAAAGCGCAGAAGACCGACGCCGGGCAGCUCAGCCGCAACUUGUUGCUGGUGCCGCGUGCGACAGUGAAUGUGAAGCCCAAUCUGCAGAUUGUGGCGGACGAUGUCAAGUGCACGCACGGCUGCGCUGUCAGCGACCUGGAGGAGUCCCAGCUCUUCUACUUCCGGGCGAGGGGAGUGGACGCAGCAACUGCGCGCAAGGUGCUCGUGUACUCCUUCGGGGCGGAGGUCACCGGCAGGUUCGCCUCGGCGGAGCUGCGCGCGCGCAUUCAGAACGCUGUGGACAAAACGCUGUCCAGCGUGCCCAUCCUGGAGGAAGCAGCAGCAGCUUAG
Molecule: messenger RNA, 1647 nt
Organism: Coccomyxa subellipsoidea C-169
Lineage: Eukaryota; Viridiplantae; Chlorophyta; Trebouxiophyceae; Coccomyxaceae
Product: stabilizer of iron transporter SufD
Exons: 10
Coding region: 91-1647 (518 amino acids)
Biological process (GO): iron-sulfur cluster assembly
Source: RefSeq, a predicted model, not a curated record